ACUUCUCUUCCUUUUUGCACCCGCACUCCUUUUUGCAUCCGCACAAAGAAUUAAGGCUCUUGUUCCCUUUUCCCCCCUCGUCUCCUGCGAUGAGCAACGAGGUAUAUUCUUCGAACAUUCCUGAAAUCCUUGGAGUGGGUUCUUGCGCCGGUGUUUUCACCUCUAUCAGCUCCGCCCUCUCUUGUUGCUUCUUCUUCCUUUCUGGGGCUUUUCUUUUGGUUCAACCAGGGAAAAAGAACAGAGAAUUAAAUGGGACCCGGUCAUGGAAUGCUCAUCGAAACCCAGCAAACUCAAUCCCGACUCACUGCAAAUUCCCUUCAACAGACCACCCAUGAAGGGGGUGAGUGUGAGAUUGGUUUGGACAAGAAUUUCGGGUUUUCAAACCAGUUCCUGGCGCAGUAUGAGAUGGGUAAGGAGAGGGGGCGGUUUGGGUGCACAUACUCUGCCAAGGCCAAGGAGGGCAGCUUGAAGGGCCAAGAAGUUGCUGUCAAAGUCCUCCCUAAAUCCAAGAUGACAGCAGCAACUGAUAUAGAUGACGUGAGAAGAGAAGUGCAGAUUUUGCGGGCAUUAAAUGAACGAAUUCAACAUCAGAACAUAAUCCAGUUUUGUGAUGCCUAUGAAGAUGAAGGCAACGUUUACAUAGUCAUGGAGCUUUGUCAAGGACGUGAGUUAUUUCAUAGAAUAUCUUCAAGGGGUGGAAAUUACUCUGAAGAAGAUGCAAAGGCUGUUAUGGUUCAGAUAUUAAGCGCUGUAGCCUUCUGUCAUCUCCAAGGAGUUAUCCAUCGUGACCUAAAGCCAGAGAAUUUUCUUUUUGCGACAGCUGAUGAGAACUCUCCUCUUAAGCUCAUUGACUUUGGACUUUCUGCAUAUAUAAAUCCAGGUUAGAACUACAGAUUGAACUUUAAGAUAUUCCCAUCUGUUGACAGUGUGGAGUUGGACUUAAUUUGUGAAAUCUCUGCAGGUGGCAGGUUGAAGGAUCUUGUGGGAAGCAAAUUUACUGUAGCUCCUGAUGUUCUAUGUGCAUCCUACGGAACUGAAGCAGACAUGUGGAGUAUUGGUGUCAUUGCCUAUUUGUUACUAUGUGGUGCUCCACCUUUUUGGGGGCAGAAUCAAUCUGAAAUAUUCCAGGUGAUUCGGAAGAAAGAACCAAGUUUUGAUGAAGACUCAUGGCCUUCUCGAUCCCCUGAGGCAAUUGAUUUUGUGAAGAGAUUGUUGAACAAGAAUUACAGAGGGAGACUGACCGCUGCCCAGGCUUUGUGUCAUCCUUGGCUGGUUUCUCACCAUGAUGUCAAGAUACCACUAGAUAUGAUGGUCUGUAGGCUUGUAAUAGCCUAUAUAAGGUCAUCUCCUCGACAAAAAGAAGCUUUGCAGACUCUUGCAAAGACAUUGACAGAGGCUCAGCUAGCUUACCUCAGGAAACAGUUUGCAUUAUUACGCCCAAAGAGAAACGGUUUAAUUUCCAUGCAGGAUUUUCAGAAGGCUGUGACAAAGAAGUCUACCGAGGCUAUGAAGCAUUCAGGGACUCUUGAUUAUGCCAAUGAGGUUUUUGGUUCGGCAUGUGGAGCAGAGUUUGAUUUCCAAAAAUUCUGUGCGGCUGCCAUAAGUGCUGAUCAGCUGGCGGGAACAGCGAGUUUGGAAGAAUAUGCAAGGGAGGCUUUUAAGCAUUUCCCCAAAAAGGAACGUAGGCUCGGCACCUCACAACCGCAGACAACUUUCAACGAAUUCAUCAAACUACUACAUGAUCAUUCGCAGACUAUUUAAGGGUCUGACUGGAGUUUCAGAGAUCUUCUAAACUCUCCUUUGAAAGAAAUGAUCUGAGGGGGACCAAAUGCCAUGCACAACGAAAGACGACCGCAUCAUAAAUAACCGCUGUCAUGACAUGCUCGGAACUGGUGUAACACUUUUUUUUUUCUACUUUUGGUUUUUCCAAUUUCAUAAAUUUUAGGUAUGAGAGUGUGCUUUUGAAUGCAGACUGUGCUUUAUUAUUUGCUUUCUAGCUUUUGCUUUGUUCUGCAGUUAUUUGGGUUUUGCUAUGCUUGAAAGCCUUUUAUGUACCUUUUAAGUAUUAUUUUGAUACAUGGAUAGUAUCUUUCUUCGAUAAAAAAUUCAUAAAUUUUCCAA
Messenger RNA from Eucalyptus grandis, 2121 nucleotides. RefSeq names its product CDPK-related kinase 1. The record is from RefSeq and is a predicted model, not a curated record. Lineage: Eukaryota; Viridiplantae; Streptophyta; Magnoliopsida; Myrtales; Myrtaceae. Gene Ontology annotation, biological process: intracellular signal transduction; peptidyl-serine phosphorylation; protein autophosphorylation. Gene Ontology annotation, molecular function: ATP binding; calcium/calmodulin-dependent protein kinase activity; calmodulin binding. Gene Ontology annotation, cellular component: cytoplasm; nucleus.